Messenger RNA from Dicrocoelium dendriticum, 1318 nucleotides. The record is from the annotation of a GenBank genome assembly. NCBI's taxonomy places the organism in Eukaryota, Metazoa, Platyhelminthes, Trematoda, Plagiorchiida, Dicrocoeliidae.
AAAGUGGCAAAGGAGCGCGGAAUGAGUUUCUCAUUGGACAGCUUCGACGUGGACUCGAUUGCAGAAAACACUUCAACAUGAGAAAUCUACGUCUGACUGCUGUCCUUAACAUAUAUGGUGCGGUGAACGCGAAGGUUGCAUGCAAAGCGGUUCUACUACCUAGUGUUAUCACUCAUGCAGAUUGCGAAAUUUUUCUGGAUACUUCAGACAUGGAGAUUAUGGGGGCGGAUUUGAAGUUACUGACUCUUUAUUGUCACCUCCCACUAUUUCUACAACACACCGUAUCACAUAUACAUUCGCCGAGACAGUGUUACGAAAUACGACGGAAGACGCUGAGAUUAGACUUAGAGUCGUGUAAUUGCACUCUUUAUUCGAGACAAAAAUUCCUACGAAUUCAUCACUGCGUCAGUGGUUUACUCAUUGGCCAGUGGAAGCAAGCAAGCAUAGCUUUUGUGCACUUCCCCUUUGAUCUUGUCCAAAUUCGAUCGGUGUUGCGUCAUGCUAUAGCGGAUGGAUCAAAAUCUUCCGAGUUUCAUCCUAGUAUUUCAUCGACGGAAACUGUCUUACGAACAAAAGAUCUUUUGGAUCUGAAUGCAACUUUAACGUUAACGAAUGGAGCUGGACAUAUUCUACUAUCAAGCACAUGGCGUAAUUUCGAUAUCACUGAAGAUCAUUGUUUGUUAUUGUCUAAUGAUGAUUGGGGAUUUCACAUUCCAUUUGAUCAUCAUAUUCAAGCAAAUCUAAAAGUUGGUAGUCUUGAUGUGUUAAUUGAGGAUGUGUUUGUGGUGAAAUUUCAGGCAUAUAACACCGAUGGAUUAUGUAUUGUAAAUCUCGUGUACAGGUUGGACCUUAUUAACUCCUGCAAAAGACACACUGGUCCAGUUUGGAGAAGAGCACGGUGAACGACUGUUAUUCACGAUCCAAGAGCAAGACGCUGAGCUAACUGGUCUGGUACUUCGAAGCACAUCCGGUGAAAGGACUGAAAAAUUAAUUCAACUUAACUUACGGGUAAAAAGGAACUGAAUCAACCGGUUUUCCCUCCUCACGAAUGAACACUUUGUUACCUGAUUUUGUUGCUUUAUAAUUUGAUGUCGCAUUACCCAUUUUAACUAUUCCAGCUGUGCCUUCAAAGUAACGCACUGCACUCGAAAUUUGCUAAGGGCACUUCAAAGCAUUUAAGAUAACUUGUGCUUUUUGGUUGUCCAUUCGUCGCUUCCGUCUUCUUACUUUCUUCGAUCCCUUGCUUACACCAGUUUACGCAUCACUUACUGUAAUAUUUAUAAACUAGGAACAACUGUUCCACAGAACCACAGUGGCA